Messenger RNA from Trypanosoma theileri, 1851 nucleotides. RefSeq lists its product as uncharacterized. Gene Ontology annotation, biological process: protein N-linked glycosylation. NCBI's taxonomy places the organism in Eukaryota, Euglenozoa, Kinetoplastea, Trypanosomatida, Trypanosomatidae. The coding region runs from base 1 to 1851 and encodes 616 amino acids. The record is from RefSeq and is a predicted model, not a curated record. Gene Ontology annotation, molecular function: alpha-(1->6)-fucosyltransferase activity. The transcript has a single exon.
AUGUUCAAACGUUGGAAUAUUAAUAGUAGAAGAACCAAAGAACGCCGCCGUAGUCGUUAUGAUAUUAUCAUUCUAGCCAUCGUAUUAGUACUACUGGUGAUAUGGUUACUUCUAUCAGCUCAAGUCUAUCAUAACGUAGAGGAUGGGGCGGGUAAUGAUAAACCACUAGGGGAAUCCACAAACAUUAGAGAUGCAAAUAACAAUAGUGGUCAUCUUCCACACCGUCAACGUUCCUAUACUCCUCCUCUCUUUGUAGAUGGAAACAUACCGCCUAAUGUGAACUCUAUUUUUCUUCCUCAUCGCUAUCCUGUACAUGAGAAUUUACCAGGGAAUUCUUCAGAUAUUACUGCAGCCCUUUAUGAAAAGAAAGUCACACAUCAAGAAGAGUGCUGGAGAAGUUCUUCUCAAUCACCCAUAUUCCCAUCACCACCAAGUUUAAUAAAGGAGCAAUUACAACCUGUUUAUGUUGAAAAAUCUGAUUUGUUAUUGCGACAAGAAUUUCAGUUUUUAAAUAAUAAUAAUAAUAAUAAUAAUAAUAUGAGAAAUAAUUCUCUUAGUAAGAAUGAAACAUUCUAUUUGGGUUAUGAUACUCCUUCUUCUUUAAAUAAUAAAGAAUCUCCAUGGUGGGUUUCUAGUGGGUCUCAUCUACCUUGUACUGCAUCUAUUCAACGACGACUGUAUGAAUAUGAAAAUUUAGCUUCUUGUGAAGAACGAACAUUUUUACUUUCUGAUAUUAAAGCUGGUGGAUAUGGUCUUGGUGGAUCUCUUGUUUUACUCGCCUUUGAUUUUCUUAAUGCUAUGAUACUUGGUAGAACUUUGGUAAUUGGUGCUCCUUCUACCGUUAAUAGAUGGAAAUUUCUUGCUGAAGGUUGUUUUCAAAAUGGGAUACGUGCAUUAGAUUGUUUCUAUCUUCCCCCAACGCGAUGUAAUGUAUCUAAUGAACCUAUUCAUAAUGUACGCACACGAACACAAGCGGUGCAUAGUAGUGCUCGUGUAAUACGCAAAAAAACUUUUGAAAUGCCUGAUUUGAACCGAGAUAGUAUACCAACUGAUGAAGCCUUCUUUGGACCUGGUUAUCAAGAAUGGAGUUGUUAUCCAGAGUAUCUUAAUUGGAUAAAUAAUCCAGCAAAUAUGGUGGUACAGGGAACUUUUAAAAGUGGUAUAGAUACUAGACUUUAUUUUAUGUUGGCUCAAGUUUUUAUGUACCUAACACGUGCUCCACAACCAUGGUUUCAACAGAUGAUUUAUCAUCAUCUUUCUCCACUCGGUAUUUUAUCUACUCAUGAGAAUGAAAUAAUGAGAAAGAUUAAUAAUCAAUGCACUAUUUAUAUUCAAGAUCGUGGAGAGGAAGGAAAAAUGAGAGAAUAUUAUAACGUUUUUGGUUGUCAUACGGUUGGACUUUCACUUUAUAGAGAUUAUGUUCGUACUAUAAGUACAUCUACAGAAUUAAAUUCUUCAAAAAUUCCUUGUUCAGUGUUUGUGAGUGGUGGAACUCCAUUACAGAGUUUUUUAUGGCUUAAAAAACAAUUAGAAGAAUAUUCUUAUCCUGUUAUGAGUACAUGGAAUUUGUCUACUCUAUCUGCUGGAGCUGAAUCCGUUAGGUGGGGAGCCAGUUCACCUGCUGCAUCUUGGGUGGAUAUGUACGCAGGCGUUGCCAGUACAAAUUGGGUUUGUAUGGUACAAUCAAAUUGGUGCCGCGUAAUUGACUUUCUUAGAAUGACACAUGGAAGAAAAAAUUGUGGUUUUAUAGAUAUUGGGAUAUUAUUACUAACUUCAGUUGAAUUUCGUAAGAAGUAUUGUGUUAUUGGAGACUUUCCAACGAAACCGUUUUCUAACGUAAUUAGAAAGUAA